AUGCAUUAUCUUCAAAAUAAAAAGCACCAAGUUUUUUUUACAGAAAGUAAAAGGUUUAAGCGAGGGAUUUUGAAUACAAUAAAUAGACGGCAUACAAUAUGCUGCCUCUAAAGUGAUUUAUAUCACUAGAUCUAAACCAAUUUGAACUUUGAAUUAUUUCAUAAAAGAAGUUAUUCAAGUUCUCAUUCAACAACCGAUCAAGAUUCCAAUUUGAAAGAGGAUGUCUCUAAAUCUUCAAAAGAUGACCAAAAUAACUAAUUUAAAAAAAAUUAAGAGAAUCGUUCUCAAAGUGAGAGCUAAUCAAUCCAUUUAUCCAAACAAUCUAACCAAAAAAAAAAUGAUGAUGACAUAAACAAUAUUUACUAAAUUCGAUAAAAUGAAGUGGAUUUUUAAUAAUUUAAAUAAGAUUUUUAGUUGGAUGUCAUUUAAUUGGAAACCUUGUACUAUUACCUUUCAAGAGCUGGCUUCCAACGCUCUGCACCUUUGUAGAUUCUCCCUUACCUUUGUUAUUAUUUUUAUUCUCUAAUUUUAUAUAGAAGUGAUAUAUUUAAGAUUUUAGCUCAGUAUAUCGAUAUGAAAAGUCGAGAUCAAUAAAGAUAGUAAUUAAUGGAAUUGUAAGGGAGAUUUUUCUCAGAAAAACUCAAUAAUUAAUGCCUGUCAUAAAUUGAGUUUUAUAAUUACUUAAUUAAAGAUUAACUUAAUGAAACCAUGGUUUUUGAUCUUCUAGAUCAAAUAAUUUAUAAAUUAAAUUUUUAUUAUAAUUUGCUUCUUGAUGAUUUUUUGAAAUACUUUUUAUUAUCAACUCUAUAAGUUUAGAAAAUAAAAGAAUCUUUAGGAGAUACAAAUAUUUAUAUGAAAAACAAUAUAGCUUUAGGAAAUAUUAGAUUCGUUUUUAAAAAAAAGGAUGGAGAAUUAAUUAAUUUUAAAUUCCCUAUAGGAAAUUUUUCAAAUAUUCAGUUUUAUGAUUAUGUCUAGUUUUUGAAAGAUUUUGCCAAAUAAUUACCUAUAACUAAAUCAAUUCAGUCUUUUAAUGAAUUUCCUACUGAACCCCCACCAUAGCGAAAGGACAAUGAUAUUAUAUCUUUUGGUGGACUUUGA
Molecule: messenger RNA, 1098 nt
Organism: Paramecium primaurelia
Lineage: Eukaryota; Ciliophora; Oligohymenophorea; Peniculida; Parameciidae
Source: the annotation of a GenBank genome assembly